This is a messenger RNA of Fusarium redolens, 1266 nucleotides long. RefSeq lists its product as uncharacterized. The record is from RefSeq and is a predicted model, not a curated record. The transcript has 2 exons. Gene Ontology annotation, molecular function: FMN binding; NADP binding; NADPH dehydrogenase activity. The coding region runs from base 1 to 1266 and encodes 421 amino acids. Gene Ontology annotation, cellular component: intracellular anatomical structure. NCBI's taxonomy places the organism in Eukaryota, Fungi, Ascomycota, Sordariomycetes, Hypocreales, Nectriaceae.
AUGUCCUUGCAAAAGACCAUCCCGUUGUACUCUCACGUGGCACCCGUGCCAGGUACACCGCUCUCAGACAAUGAAGCCAAUUCGACCCUCUUCUCCUCGCUACAGGUCCGAGGGCUGACUCUCCAAAACCGCAUCGCUGUCUCUCCCAUGGGCAUGUUCAGUGCCAAUGAUGGACAUCUGACAGACUUCCAUCUGGUACAUUACGGCUCUUUCGCUACCAAAGGUGCAGCCCUCGUCAUAGUUGAAGCUACAGCCGUAGCUCCGAAUGGCAGAGUCUCAACAGGAGAUUCAGGUCUUUGGAAGGAUAGCCAGAUUGCACCUUUGAAGAGAGUUGUUGACUACAUCCACGCUCAGGGCCAGAAUGCAGGUAUCCAGCUUUGCCAUUCUGGUCGAAAGGGUUCCAUGCAUCCGCCGUGGCUUGCCAAGGGUGAUCCUAUGGUGAUCUUCCCACUUGCAACCAAGGAAGAAGGCGGCUGGCCGAAUGAUGUCUGGGCACCAAGUGCGAUUUGUCAUGGCCCUGGAUACCCUAUGCCAAAAGAAAUGGGACACAAACAAAUUGAUCUUGCGGUUGAGCAGUUUGCUAGGGCGGCUAGAAGAGCUGCUGAAGCUGGCGUUGAUUUUAUCGAACUCCACGGCGCUCACGGAUAUUUAAUCAACGCGUUCCUCUCGCCUCUCACGAAUUAUCGAACGGACGAAUAUGGUGGCUCUUUUGAGAACAGAACGAAAUUCCUUUUCCGUGUUCUUGAAGCUGUCCGUGAUGCUAUACCAGAGACUGUUGUUCUCUCAUUGCGCAUUUCUGCGGUUGAGUGGAUGGAGUGGAGUGGUCAGGAUUGCUGGACAUUGGAAGACUCCAUCAGACUUGCUAAGCUUCUUCCCCAAGCGGGCGUUGACAUUCUUGAUGUCUCGUCUGGUGGUAACCAUAAUGACCAAAAGAUCGACAUUCACCCCUACUAUCAGAUCGAUCUUGCAUACCAGCUCCGACAGGCCAUCAAAGCUGAUGGUAUCGAACUGCUGAUCGCCGCAGUGGGGUUUAUCGACAACCCUGCCAUGGCUGAGAGUGUCGUUCAUGGUAAUGACGCUUUUAAGGCAGUACAAGAGACGAGCGGAACAAACGGAAAGGUUGGGAAAGGAAAGUAUGAGGAUUCUCAGGCGGACUUGGUUAUGGUUGGAAGACAGUUCUUACGAGAUGCGGGUUUUGUGCUGACAGCUGCGAAGGAGUUGGGCGUGAAAGUCCAGUGGCCUCUGCAGUAUACCAAGGUUCGAUAG